ACGAUUGAUCUUAGUUUACCAGAAGCUAGCGAUGACAUGUUUGAGGAUGUCGACGGGGAAGAGUAUGUUGACUUGACAUACGAGGGCAUCGCUCAUGUCAACGGAGUCCGUCAUUUCGUUUGCGAAGGCUUCAAGAUCCGGCAAAUUCCAGAGCCUUUCAUUGUGAAGCGAUCCUUGUAUGACCUGUAUCAAUGUAUCGAAGCGAAGUCCAUCAUUCUUGACCCUGAAUACCAAAGAGAUGUUGUCUGGGAUGAAGUCAGAGCCGCUUUACUGAUAACCUCGAUUUUAAUGGGCUACUUCAUUCCGCCUAUUAUUUUCAAUGUCAAGAAAACAAUGGUGAAGGUUGAAGGCAGGGACGAAGCCAGAUACACCCGUAUUUGUGUUGAUGGAAAGCAGCGUUUGACUUCCAUAUGGAAGUUUAUCAAGGGUCAAAUCGGAUUCUUCGACAAUAGUCAGCCACAAAGAAAAUGGUAUUAUUGUCACCAAAUAAUCGAUGGCCGUAUACAAGUCAGCAAUCGAAACAUCUUGCCGAAUGCCGUGAAGGAAUUCUUCAAGAAACAAUUCUUCUGCUGUUAUGAGUAUGAGGAAUUGGAUCUUGAUACAGAAGAGACUAUGUUCCAACUUGUUCAGCGUGGCAUUGCACUUACGCCAGCAGAAAAGAUGCGAGCUCUGUCCACCGAAUGGGCAAUGCUCACAAAGCAAUUUGAGGAGGACUAUGCUUUGGUCGUCAACUUGUCGAAGCAGAAUCGCGCGUCCGGAUUCCGUCUGGUUCUUACCAUUUUCACCAUGACCAUAGAGGUCCUGGCAGGUAGGAAGAAGAGAAUCCCGAAUACAAACACAGCAGCUCCUACCUUACAAGCCAGUCCACAAGCUCUUGGUCGAUUACUAGAAGACAAGAUUCCCAUUGACCCGGACUUGAAGCAAAAGCUGAAGGCAAUAUUUGACAGGUACGAAGGUCUUGUCAAAAUGUCAUCAACCCGAGUUACCACCACCCGUUGGAAAGUGAAAUCAAACUCAGUGUUUGACCCUGCACCGGAGUAUUUACGAACUGCCAAUGUCAACUGGGUUCGCACUUUCAGUCCAUUGGAGCUUAUUGUUACUGCUAUCCUGGUACAUAUGCACAUGGAUCACCGAAGUGACGAGGAAUUGCUCGAGGAUGUGAAGACGAUGCGAAAAUAUCUUCGUACUCACCACAAGGACCUUCGAGUCAAUGCCCAGUGUUGGGCAAGCUCAUGGAACUUCAUUACA
Messenger RNA from Mollisia scopiformis, 1248 nucleotides. RefSeq lists its product as uncharacterized. The annotation marks the transcript as partial. Lineage: Eukaryota; Fungi; Ascomycota; Leotiomycetes; Helotiales; Mollisiaceae. The transcript is spliced from 6 exons. The record is from RefSeq and is a predicted model, not a curated record.